AUGCGCAUCCUGUACCUGCUCUUCCCCUUGUUCCUCUUGUUGGUCCAGGGUGCUGCAGGAUCUUCCAUGGCACCAGGAAACGUAGACCGAUGCAGAUGACAAAAGGGAUUCUGCGUUUUGGGGGGCUGCCGUUUCCCCUAUAAAUUUGUGGGAGUUUGUUCAACAUUCAGCCACUGCUGCAAACUGGGAGGACGUCCCCCUUGCUUCUGGCUCCUGGAACCAUCUCCCGAUGUCCUCUCCCCUCCCUGCCUCUGCCGUCCCCAGACGGUGUGA
Molecule: messenger RNA, 273 nt
Organism: Gavia stellata (red-throated loon)
Lineage: Eukaryota; Metazoa; Chordata; Aves; Gaviiformes; Gaviidae
Product: antimicrobial peptide THP1-like
Exons: 4
Biological process (GO): cell chemotaxis; defense response to bacterium
Cellular component (GO): extracellular region
Molecular function (GO): chemoattractant activity; CCR6 chemokine receptor binding
Source: RefSeq, a predicted model, not a curated record